Messenger RNA from Megachile rotundata (alfalfa leafcutting bee), 1644 nucleotides. RefSeq names its product Poly(ADP-ribose) polymerase 16. Lineage: Eukaryota; Metazoa; Arthropoda; Insecta; Hymenoptera; Megachilidae. The record is from RefSeq and is a predicted model, not a curated record. Gene Ontology annotation, molecular function: NAD+ poly-ADP-ribosyltransferase activity.
UCAACGACUGUAGACUCUAUUUCGCGGACCAUCGAAUCUUUCGAAAGAUUAGUUUUCACUUGUUUCGCGCAUGUUGACUUUGAUUGGUUCUAAUAAAAUCCGUAACUAACACUGACACGCGUGUUCCUAUGUUUGCGACGAUGUCGCGAUAUCGAUAUACCUGGCGACCUUUUAUCCUCUAUCUGCGCUUCCUCCAUUAUCUUCUCUUCUCUUUAGAAGCUAUUCCUACAUCCAAACAAAACUGUAUCAUGAAGGAAAUAUAUGUAAAUUCAAUUUCAACGGUUGCAUUUUUACCUAAGAUAUUAGAAAAAUUUAAUGACAAGAAACGAUAAGACGAUAAGGAACUGAAAGAGAGAAACAUCGUUGUAACAAGUGAACGCGAUGAAACAUACGUGAUUUGUGACAAGAGCAUGAAACGUUAGGACAAUCUUCAUGAUCCGAUACAAAUUCGUUGUAACAUUAGAUUCAUCGUUAAUAAUGGAUAACAAAAGCAAUAAGCAACAUAUUCGUGAUGAUAAAGAAACAGAGAAGAAAGCUCAAACGAAAGAUGUGGAAAACAGAGUCGCCAAAGACAUGAAUUCGGAUAUAGUAAAUGCGACUUGUGUUGAUACUGCGAAUCAAGAAGAUAUUAAAAAGAAGAUUUUAUCGCUGAAGCAUUUAUUGGAAAAGGAUAUAAAAGCAGCCGAUUUAAAAUGGUCUUUGUUUGUAGCAGCUUGUAAUACGUAUCGCUAUGAUACUUGUUUAAAACCGUUUCCACCGAUGUAUAUUAAAAAUGAGUGCAAGGAUAUCGAAGCUUUGAGAAGAUCUAUAGAACUAAUUCCUCCGUUGGCUGUAAUAUUCGACGCAUUGUCAGAGCCAGAUGUAUAUGAUAGAUACGGAACUGCCAUAGAACUUUUACAUUGGGUUUUAAUACGUCUGAGAAAUCCUUAUAUAAAAAGUAUUAACAAAGAAUCAUAUGAUUCGAUACUGAGGAAAGUACCUUCAGAAAUGUCAGUCGCUGCACCAAAUUUAAUAUUUCAAGUUGCAAGCGCGAAGCAAUCUACUUCGGAAGAGAAAUGGAAAAUGCUUGCCCAAGGACAUACAACUUUUCAUGCUUAUCAUGGUAGUCGAUUGGAGAAUUUUCAUUCCAUUAUACAUUAUGGUCUACAACAAAAUAUGUGUAAGAAAUCAUUAUUUGGUAAUGGAAUAUAUCUUUCAAGUGAAUUAGGUGUAAGCUUACCAUAUAGCCCUGUAGGCUAUGGAUGGGGAGGUAGUAUGCUUGGAAGCGAGAUGAGUUGUAUAGCUUUAUGUGAACUUGUCAAUCGUGUAGAUGUGAAAACUGGAGAUUCAGAAGAUAGCGCUCGUAAAGCGGUUACGGAUUCUAUGGGUGGAAGAGUUCCAAAUAAGUAUUAUUUGGUUACGAAUAGCGAAUUGGUAAGAGUACGUUAUCUUCUUGUUUAUAGUCAAGAAGUACAAACAACAAGGUGUACCGAUAAUAAAGGAUUAUUAGCAUGGUUCAAACAACAUAAAUUAUUGACAUUUGUGCUCGGUUAUGUAGUAUUAUUGGCAUCGGUUGGAUUGACUCAUAAUAAACAAGUAGAAAAAUAUUAUAAAUUAUUUGUACAGAAAGUUGGACUGGAGUAAGAAGAACUCGUAUCUGUCUAU